AGAAUGGGGAGUCAACCCAGGUCCCUUGAGGCUGCACACAAGUCGCUUGCUGCCCCCAUGGCGCGCUUCUUGUGCGUGGGCUUGGCGCUGGUGCCGGUACUUGCUGGAACCGGGAACAAGAUGGGAGGCGUGAAGCCGCCAUUGGAGGGCCUCUUGCACCCGGGGCCCGACCCGAAGAGCCCUCAUGCAGAAGGCUACGAGCCCCGCACAGGGGGCGGCCUAUGGGAUUUCGGGGCCGCUCACGCGGCCCGAGUGCUGCUGCACGUGCUGCGCACUGCCCCCGAAGGCGAUGCCCGGGAGGUGUCCAGGGCGAUGGAGGACUUCUCCCGGCAGCACCAGUUGGGCUUUGCUUUUGCGGGUUUGGAGGAUGAGGUGGCUGCAGCUGUGCAAGCUGCAGCUGCCGCAGCGGGCUUGGAGUUGGCGCCAGGCCCGGGCGAUCGCUUCUUCGCGCCGUCGCCCAAGCAGCCCAAAGAUGCGCCUCUGCGCAGGCUGCGGGUGCUGGUGCUGGGCAGCCGCCUCUGCGGCUUCGAGCUCAGGGUGCUGCCGCAGUUGCUGCGGGCAGCUGCUGCUGAGGUGGUGAGCGUGGAAGAGGACCCGCACCUCUCCGACACAGGCGCGCAGCUGCUGAGUCACGCCCUGGGAGAGCGAGAAGAUGUGAGGCACCUCCCAUUGCUGCUGGGAACCGACACCACGUUGACGGAACUCCUGGAGACGCUGCGAGAGGCCUACGAGCUGCCCUCCUUUGAUCUGGUGGUGCUGCAAGGAAGUGAGGGCUGGAGCCAAGCCGAGCAAGCGCAGGACGCUUGUGGAAGCCGGAGCUGUGCAGGCGGGGGCAGUGGUGCUUGCGCUGGGACCCAAAGAGGAGUCUGCCAGGUACGUGGAGGAGCUGGGCUCAAGGUAUUUCACCUCAGAGGUCCAUGCAUCCGCGGAUCUGGCUGCAGUGGUCUCCGUGUGUCGCGAGAAUAGCGAGCUG
Messenger RNA from Effrenium voratum, 973 nucleotides. NCBI's taxonomy places the organism in Eukaryota, Dinophyceae, Suessiales, Symbiodiniaceae. The record is from the annotation of a GenBank genome assembly.